AGACAGAAACAGACACAGACACACACACACAGAGCGCGAGAGACCUCCCCCACACACAGACACACACAGAGAACGCGCGCGAGAGAGACCCCCCCCCCCCACACACACAGAGCUUUAUAUAUUUAUGAUUAACCCGGAAGUGCGUCACUGACCAAUCAACGGGAGGCACCAAAUAUGAACGGCGGCUGUGGUCGCGCUGAGCUGGAGCUGCGGGGAGCGAGAGAGAGGAGUGUUACUGCUGCAUCAAAGCAGGAGAGUGAGACGUGUCCCUGGUUCACCAGCUGUAGGGACCCUAACUAGGAGCCAUGGAGAGCGCAGGCUGGGUUCAGAAACACAUCCAUCAUCAAACCUGCCCCCUCUCACACACACUCUCACACACACUCUCACACGGUGAGGACACGAGGACGUGUGGACAGGAGCGUGUAAACGUCAGCAGGACUGACACGCCGAAGGAGAACAUGUCCAGCUCCCAGAGACAGGGGAGAGACGGACACUACCUGUCUCAUCCUCAGUGGUGUGAGACUCCCAAACUGACCAAGAAGGACAUGUCUCUGCGCAGACGUCUCCUCGCAUCCAAAUCCGUGACCGAGGUGAAGACGAGCAUCUCCAGGACGCCGAGUUGCGGGGACGUGUACACACACAGCGAGUCGGACUCUCCGGACGUCCUCCUGAGCGGCCCGCUCUCCUACAGCACGCUGAGGUCCGACACGGUGAGUGUGGCCUCCAUGAAGCGCCGUCUGGUGUUCUCUCAGGCUGUGACGUCCACACUGGAGGAUGAGAAGGACGGGGCGAGCCCCCCUCUGUCCGAGCCCGAUUUGGACGAGAGCAUCAUCUCGGGGCUGUUGCUGUCGGAGACGCCGGAGAUGCUGCGGGGACGAGACGGCUUCCAGACCCCUGUUACUCGUCUGGCCGCCAAUCUGUCUGAGAGCCUGAGCGUGCUGAGCACUCCUUCACACACGCCUCUCUCUGGACUGGACACAUCCGAGGACAGCGGCUUCGGCUCACUGCCAUUGGACGGUUUGGAGGAUGGCGGUAACGACGGCUCGUUCCAGGAGGGGGCGUCACGGGUCGCGCUCGGCCGAGACCACCGCCGCUCCAGACUCGAACACCAACGCAGACUGUCCACGCUCAGAGAGGGCUCCCAGUCAGACGACGAGGUCAAAGGUCGGUGCAUGCAUGGGCGGGGCCUAAAGCUGGAGGAAGAGGUGUUUGCAGAGACUCCGCCCCUCAGGGCAACACAACCUGUCCUGUCACUCACUCCUGCACUGCAGGCCAUGGAGGCCCUCAGUCGCUCGUUCACUCUCUCACAGGACACUGACCAGCCAAUCACAACGCGCCUGCCGCUCUCGCACCUGAUUGGCCGGAAGAUGGGUUUAGGCAAGAUGGAUGUUCUUGCAGAGCUCCACGUGAGGAACCUGCACCAUGUCCUGUCCUCCAUCCUGCAUCUGCUCUCUGCCAGAGACAUACACACGUGUACUCAGGUGUGUGACUCCUGGAGUGACAUAAUCCUGCAGGACAGGAAAGCCAAUCGCAGAAGGAGGACGUACGAACGAGAGCAGAAACACACACUGGAGAUGGGCGGAGCUGCUCGUGUGGUGGAUGCAGAGACGCGGUUAGCACUAGCAUGUCGCUCGGCUCUGGGUAGCGUUCAGGCUCAAGCUAAAACUCCCAACACUCUCACACACACGCCUGCAGCCAGCGGUUCUCUCACACACACGCCUGCAGCCAGCGGUGCUCUCACACACACUCCACCCUCCACCAAACGCCAACAGUUCCUGCAGGUUGCGAAGACGCUGUUCAGUGACGAGUGUUUGCGUCCGUGUCCCCGGUGUGAACGUCCUGCUCGCUGUCACUCUGUAAAGGCUGAAGGUGUGUGUAGCUGGAGUGAGUGUGUGUUCCAUUUCUGCACUUCCUGUCUGCGGGCCUAUCACGGCUCAGCUGACUGCACACGCCUUCCCAACAUGCACAUACGCAGGAAGGGGCGGAGCCAGCUGUUACCAGGCAGUGCACAGAGCAAACGCAAUAUCAAGAGACUGUGACCCCACACACACACACACACACACACACACACACACACACACACACACCCACCCCCACAAGAGGAGAUCCAACAUGUUCAUGAUAUUGACACUGUGUGUGUAUGUGCUCUUGGGCUGCUAAAGUGGGUUCUCUCAGGCUGCUAAAAUGUGUGUGUGUUCUCUCAGGCUGCUAAAGUGUGUGUGUGUGUGUGAGAUUGUAAAUGAACUCAGUGACUACAUUUUAUGUACAGUACACAUCGUAUCUAAAAUGUGUGUCCUUAAGUUAUGAUGAUCAAUGUGUGUGAGUGAGCGAUGUACUUGCCUGCUGUUUUUUUUAUGGAUUGUUUUAAUAAAGUCUUUUUAUUCCUUUACCUAACUUAUGUCUCAGUGACGUGUGUGUGGGAGAGAAACUGGAGGCUCUAUUUUGUACAGCCAAGAGUAUGCUCCAUGAUUUAUACAGUCUCUAACCCACUACACCACUUUAAUUACCUGUGAUGGGCUUUUUGGGGUGUGUGUGUGUGUGUGUGUGUGUGUGUGUGUGUGUGUACACGUAUGUAUUGAGGGAUUCUGAACAGCUCUAAACAUGGCCCAGCCAAUCAGAUGAUAGAACCCAAACCUUCACUUUGAUGUAAAUGUAGAUCAGGAACAUUUCAGGAGCAACAAACACCUCUGAAAACUUCUCAUCUUCUGCUAUACCAUUAAAACAAUACAGCACCUGAAACUGCCCCCUAGUGGUGACUAAAUAUCCCCUUCAACCUGUCCUCCCAACUUCUGUCCCAG
Ictalurus furcatus (blue catfish) is the source of this 2798-nucleotide messenger RNA. It is a transcript of the gene fbxo43, whose product is annotated as F-box protein 43. Gene Ontology annotation, cellular component: nucleus. The coding region runs from base 306 to 2039 and encodes 577 amino acids. The record is from RefSeq and is a predicted model, not a curated record. Gene Ontology annotation, molecular function: protein binding. Gene Ontology annotation, biological process: regulation of mitotic nuclear division; negative regulation of meiotic nuclear division. NCBI's taxonomy places the organism in Eukaryota, Metazoa, Chordata, Actinopteri, Siluriformes, Ictaluridae. The transcript is spliced from 6 exons.